Coffea eugenioides is the source of this 756-nucleotide messenger RNA. Its product is annotated as 2-methoxy-6-polyprenyl-1,4-benzoquinol methylase, mitochondrial-like. Gene Ontology annotation, biological process: ubiquinone biosynthetic process. NCBI's taxonomy places the organism in Eukaryota, Viridiplantae, Streptophyta, Magnoliopsida, Gentianales, Rubiaceae. Gene Ontology annotation, cellular component: mitochondrion. Gene Ontology annotation, molecular function: methyltransferase activity. The record is from RefSeq and is a predicted model, not a curated record. Bases 85 to 756 code for a protein of 223 amino acids. The transcript has 7 exons.
CUUUAUCAGAAUCUAUCUGUUUAGCCCUGAACUGGGCUGGGAAAAUUUCGGAAUUUUUUAGAAGGGAAUUUUGAUACGGCGGUCAUGGCAACAGCUUUGCGAUCAUUAACCCGGGCUAUGAGGAGAUCGAAACUGUUAUCCAUGUAUAGUUCAGGAUAUAUGUUGCACUCUCAUGCUACUAGUUUUGGGUAUAAAGAGGUGCGGGAGGAAGAAAAGAGCCAAAUGGUUGGUAACGUUUUCACCAGUGUUGCCUCAAACUAUGACCUAAUGAAUGACUUGAUGAGUGGUGGAUUACAUAGAUUAUGGAAGGACAGAUUGGUUUCCAAGUUGAAUCCUUUCCCUGGAAUGAAGCAUCUUGAUGUGGCUGGUGGUACAGGGGAUGUUGCUUUUAGGAUUCUAGAAAGUAUAAACAGUGUUAAACGUAGAGCUUUGCAAGAUUCUCCUGAAGAUAAUUUGCUGGAGGAAACUCAGAUUUUUGUGUGCGACAUCAACCCAAACAUGUUAAAUGUUGGUAAGAAGCGGGCACAAGAGAGAGGUCUUGCUGAGGAUAGAGCUCUUGUCUGGGUAGAAGGAGAUGCAGAAGCUUUGAAUUUUGAAGACAAUUCAAUGGAUGGUUACACAAUUGCCUUUGGGAUCAGAAAUGUUACGCAUAUUGAAAAAGCUCUUGCAGAAGCUUAUAGGGUGCUUAAACGAGGGGGAAGAUUUCUUUGCCUUGAACUGAGCCAUGUUGAAGUUCCAAUUUUCAAGGAACUGUAA